AUGGCACAUAGAAACCUAACGUACUUUGAGGCACGGCAGGAACUAAUCGUACCCACUCGAAACAGUUACAGCAUUUUGGAACACACAGAGGAAUUUAUGACUAUCCAGGAAAGUUACGCAGAGGCAGUGAAAAGGAGGAGCCAUUCGGAGGGAAGCAUAAAUCGGUCAAACAACAACAAGAAGCCUGCAAACGAGAAACAGAAAGCUCAAUUGGAAGUAGAAGAACCAGCAAGAAAACGAAAAGCUGCGGAUAGGAAACCUAAAGAACAGAAACCGGAAACUACAUCGAUGGAACAGCAUUUAGAACUGCGAAAGCGAUGGGAGGAAAAAAUGAAAGUGAUAGCGGAGCAACGCGAAGCAUACAAGCAGAUGGCUAACGAAACGUUCAAAAGUUUAACAACAGCACCCAGUUUCUGGACACACAACACAGACACAGCUCCAAUAGCGAACACCAAAAAUACCCAUUUAUACCCGGAAGUGACAGAAAAUCUGAUAACACUGGACAGUCUCAAUGGAUUCCUACAAAAAAAGAAAAAAAAAUCAGCUCCCGGAACCGACCGAAUCACCUACAGUAUGCUACGACAACUAAACACAGAAACAAAAUUAAAAGUUAUAGAAGAACUAAACACGUUCUACAAAACUGGGCAUCUACCGAAUCAUCUUAAAGAAGUAAAAAUAAUCCCAAUACUCAAGGCAGGGCGUGAUCCAAACGACUGCUCGGCAUACAGGCCAAUAGCAAUGAUACCAACACUUACCAAAGCCAUCAAUGGAAAUGUCCUAACAAAGAUUAAAAAACACGUACACGAAAAACAGUUGCUACCAAAACUUUCAUUCGGAUUUCAACCUGAGAAAUCAACGGAAGACUGCAUAGAAUAUGCCACAAAUUUUAUAAUGGACAGUAAACGGACAGGACAAGUUUGCGUAGGAGUUUUCUUCGACUUCUCCAACGCUUUCAAUACGGUGGUAGUACAAAAGCUACUGGCAGUAAUGGAAGAGAUGGAUUUUGCUGUUGAUAUAACAAGGUGGAUAACAAACUUCCUCCACAAUCGUACAUUGAUAUUGCAAUCAGAGGAAGGAAGAGUCGAAAUGAUUGCAGAACAAGGAUUACCUCAAGGCGACGUACUCUCCCCCAUGCUAUUCAACCUAUACACGGCAAAACUACACGACGCAGUGCAAGAGGGGGUGGUAACAAUACAAUUUGCGGACGAUUUUCUCAAGAUAAUAAAAGGAAAAACACGCGAUGAAGCAGUAGCAAAGGCACAAAUAGAAAUAGAUCAUUUCGCAAGUAAGUGUACGGAUCUACACCUCCAGCUGAAUGAGACAAAAACGAAGGCAAUACUAUUCACAGCCGCAAACAUUGAUCUGAUAUUAAAAGUGGGCGAAAUAGCCAUAGAAACGGUCCGCAACUAUAAAUACCUGGGGAUUUAUAUAGAUAAAAAUCUAACCUACGGAACACACAUCAGGACCAUGCGAGACAAAAUAAGCGAUCGACAGAACAUGCUUAAAAUUAUUGGAAGCAUAAAAAAUGGUGCCACCCUCAAAGUCAUGACAAUGUUUCACAAAGCCCUAUAUGGAAACUAUAUUCUCUAUGGAUCGUCCAUAUAUGGUGGAGCAUCGAAAUCGUACCAAAAUAUGCUGGAAGUAUCGAACAGACAGUGCCAAAGGAUUGCAACCGGAUGCACCAAGACAACACCAAUAAAUACUUUAGCAGCACUGAGCAACGAAAAACCAUUAUUCCUUAUACGAGAAUAUCAUACAAAGAAAAGGAUGGUGCAACACAUAAGGAGACAUGAUCCCAUCGGGGAACAGCUCCAGAAACUAGCAGCAACAAAGGAUACUGUACAAUCAGAUAAAUGCACAUAUAUGGAAAAAAUAUUUUUAGAAAACCUGGACCAGUUGUUAAGCGUGUACCCUAAUCAACAGAACAAAAUUCACGAAACGAAGAUUGCAAUUGAAACCGUAAUAGACGGAAUGCCCCACUCGAAGCAAAAUCUAGCGGCAACCGUUAUCAGACAAAUUACAAAUGAUAUGAUUCGAAGGAAAUAUACCCACUGCAAGCACAUCUACACCGAUGCAUCGCGAUCAGAUACCAGUUGUAGCAUAGGAGUGUUCUUUGAAGAAAAUGGCACAGAGAUUAGUAUGAAACUGGAAAAUAGAUGCUGCAUUAUGACAGCAGAAAUCCUGGCUAUUUGGAUAGCAUCGAAAGAGGCAUCAACAACCAAACAUUCUAAGACGGUCAUAUUGACGGACUCUCAAUCAGCAUGUUGGUACCUGAUCAACCAGGCCAAUCUGGAAAGUGUGGAUCAGAUCUCGUAUGAAAUAUUUAAAAACAUGUCAAAAAAACAUAUAAGCCUGCAAUGGAUCCCUGCACACGUGGGCGUCGAAGGCAAUGAACGGGCGGAUGAAUUAGCCAAGCUUGGCUUAAACAAUCCAGCUGUAGUACGGAAUAAAUUACUUUGGCACGACUUGGUCUGCGAGUUUAGAACACAACUAAACAUAAGCACGAAUGACUGGUACAGAAGAAUCACUCUCGAAGACGGAAAAGGUCGGAAAUUCUUUGAAAUAGUGGAGAACUACCCGGAAAAACCAUGGUACUGGAACUAUCAGCUGAACGGAAAAGACAUAAGGCUUCUAAAUAGAAUAAUAGCGGGAUACGACUACUCAAACUUUUGGCUAGCAAAACUCAAACUCCAAGAGUCAGAAGAAUGUGAUAUAUGCGAAGAGCUGGAUACAACCGAACAUGCCCUACUUUGGUGCAUUAAAUACGGGCACGUAAGAAAUUUUGACUGGGAGAUAUACCGGAACCUGAAGGAAUUAAUGGGAGAGCUAGAAGAAGAAAAACUGAAGGAAAUAGUGAAAUUUUUGAAGAUGGCCAGAUUGAAACCAUAA
Molecule: messenger RNA, 2889 nt
Organism: Topomyia yanbarensis
Lineage: Eukaryota; Metazoa; Arthropoda; Insecta; Diptera; Culicidae
Exons: 2
Coding region: 1-2889 (962 amino acids)
Molecular function (GO): nucleic acid binding; RNA-DNA hybrid ribonuclease activity
Source: RefSeq, a predicted model, not a curated record